Messenger RNA from Hydra vulgaris (swiftwater hydra), 1205 nucleotides. Its product is annotated as ciliary microtubule inner protein 2B. The record is from RefSeq and is a predicted model, not a curated record. Lineage: Eukaryota; Metazoa; Cnidaria; Hydrozoa; Anthoathecata; Hydridae.
AAACAAUUGCGUUUUUUUUGUUGUUGAAAAAUAAACGUAUUGUUUUGGCAACAAGAACAAAUAAUAAUGGCGCUUGGUAACGAUGGCGAAACGCUAUUUGUAAAGGAAAAACUUUUAAACCCAAAUCGUUUAAGUAUUGUUCUUGGCUACUGUGGACAUAAGCCUUUGCUCAAGUUUUCUUUUGGUCAUACAUAUGGUUUUCAUACAAGUCAACUCUCUGAGAAAGAUGAGGGAAAAAAUCAUAGUAAAAUCUCUGUUUAUUCAAAAAAGAAGAACUUUGAAAAUUUACCUGAAGAAAUAAGUUGUUUACAAACUAAGCAAUUUGUUCCAGGAUACACUGGGUAUAUUCCACAGCAUAUGCUAAAAUAUGGGAAAACAUUUAAAAGAACAUCAGAGGAAGCAAUGUAUGAAUUUAGGUGGAGAGAAAUUCUUAAAAAAAAUGCUGAAAAGCAUUUAAUGGAGACAGUUAAAAACUAUGAAAAACUUGAAAUAAAGAAUCUUUAUCCUAAGACCAGACACUCUCGGUAUAAAACUGGUAAUUUUGUUGUGAAAGAUGGGGGUGAUAAAGGCAUUAAGUCGUGUUUUAAAGCGCCGAUUUCGGGAUACCAAGGUUAUGUUCCAAAAUGUGAAAAGCACAUGCUUGGUUGCAGUUAUACUCAAUGGGUUAAAAAUGCAUAUGAAGAUUUAAACAUUGCCAAAAAUUCUUCAAGUUUAUUGCGUAAAAACAAUCAAGGCUCUACGACAUUUAACAAAUCCUCUACUGAUCCAUUACAAUCAAGUGAUGAAAGUUUACUUGGUUCUGUAUUGUUGAAAGAUGCUGGUAUGAUUCCUCAUUAUACUGGGCAUGUUCCUCAGCAACGAUUCACAUUUGGAUCUACUUACAGUGAUUCCACUCGAAAAGUUUUGAUGUCUUAAAGUGUUAAAAUAAGAGACAGAAAUAUUAGCAUAUAAAUACUGCGUGAACAUUUGUUUAUUUAUGAAUAUGUUCACAUAAUGUUACAUUAUAAAUCUAAAAAACUUUAUAACGUUGAGAAUUUAAACGGGUGUUGCAGAAUCUACAUUGUAAGAGUUUAAUAAAUAAAAGGCGAGAAGGGAUAUUUUUUUGUACGCAACAACUUAAGGCAGCAAGACCCCGAACGAAUUUAAAUUAGAGUGAUUAUUUAUUUUUUAUCUAUUUUUGGAUUUUUAAAUAAUUUUGUUAAUAA